UUCUCGGCUAUCCAGGCAAUACAAUCGGAUUUGUCCCAAGUUAAGAGUGACAUUGCUGAGAUGAGGAGCAGUAUCGACUCCAAAUUGACUGACUUGGCCGGCAGAAUGAGCACGAUUGAGUCUCGGGUCAGCGCACUGGAAGAGUGCAAAGCUGAAUUGGAUGACGUAAAAAAGGCAAUAAGCGAUGUUAUUAACGACUCUCGAAGAAAUGAACAGUGGGUUCGGCGAUCUAACAUACAAAUUAAUGGCGUGCCGGAAACAAAGGGAGAAAACUUGUUCAACAUUCUGAAGUCGUUAGCGGACCUAAGUGGAUACUCGCUAAAUACGAAUACCGACAUAGACUUCGUUACGCGUGUUGCUGUGAGGAACGACUCGGACGGCGCCUUACCGAAACCCAUUAUUGUUAAGAUGCAAGCUCGCUAUAAGAAAGACGACUUCAUGGCGUCACUCCGAAAAUUGAGGAAUUUAAAAGCUUCCGACUUAGGAUACAGCACCAGCCUAAACCGAAUAUAUGUUAAUGACCAUCUCUCGGCUCACAAUAAAUAUCUACUUAAAGAGGCGAAACAACGAGCCAAACAGAAAAAAUAUCAAUUUUGCUGGGUUCGCAACUGCACAGUCAUGGUUCGUCGCGAUGAAAAAUCCCCGGUUUUGUAUAUUGGUUCGGAAGAGGCUUUAAACAAAAUGACAUAG
Molecule: messenger RNA, 690 nt
Organism: Cydia pomonella (codling moth)
Lineage: Eukaryota; Metazoa; Arthropoda; Insecta; Lepidoptera; Tortricidae
Exons: 1
Coding region: 61-690 (209 amino acids)
Source: RefSeq, a predicted model, not a curated record